AUGCUGGUAAUGAGAAUGCGACGGUCUGAUCUGCUGCCUCUGCGUACUAUACGCGCCUUGUCUACUGUAGUGAAGGACGAAGUACAAAAGUUUAAUGCCGCAUCUUCAGAUUGGUGGACACCAAAUAGCACGGCGGGAAUGGGACCUUUGCAUCAGAUGAAUCCUGUGCGUGUGAAGUACAUUCGCUCUCAUAUCAUUGAUCAUUUUGGCCAAUCAAGAGACGAUGAUCCAAUGCCACUGCGUGGAGUUCGAGUAGCUGAUGUGGGCUGUGGUGGAGGUAUUCUAUCCGAAGCAUUGUGUCGUCUUGGCGGUACAAUUGUGGCUGCUGACCCUGGCGAAGACAAUAUCGUUGCAGCUAAGAAACACGCAACAAUGUGUCGCUAUACAAGCAGUAUUGACUACCGUCUCUGCACGUCUGACGAUCUGGUAGCACAAGGAGAGCAAUUUGAUGUGGUCUGUUCAUUGGAAGUCAUUGAGCAUGUGUCGAACGUGCCUGCGUUUUUGCAUUCGCUCACUCCAUUGGUAAAGCCGGGCGGUCUGCUGUUUCUGUCAUCGAUCAACCGCACGGUUCUGUCUGCGUUGUUUGCUAUUGGAGCCGCGGAAUAUGUGCUGCGAAUCGUCCCGCCAGGAACGCACGACUGGAACAAGUUUGUGCAGCCUGGUGAGAUUGAGGCAGAAUUGAAAAAGGAUGGGUUUGCUCUGAAAGACGUGUCGGGAAUUGUGGGUGAUCCGAUUUUCCGAAGCUGGCGUAUUCAUCCGACGUGCACUGAUAUCAACUACAUCAUGUGCGCAUCAAAGUCUCAAGAGUAA
Molecule: messenger RNA, 810 nt
Organism: Peronospora farinosa
Lineage: Eukaryota; Oomycota; Peronosporomycetes; Peronosporales; Peronosporaceae
Source: the annotation of a GenBank genome assembly